Cydia pomonella (codling moth) is the source of this 2787-nucleotide messenger RNA. RefSeq names its product odorant receptor 4-like. The record is from RefSeq and is a predicted model, not a curated record. Lineage: Eukaryota; Metazoa; Arthropoda; Insecta; Lepidoptera; Tortricidae. Bases 501 to 1724 code for a protein of 407 amino acids. Gene Ontology annotation, biological process: detection of chemical stimulus involved in sensory perception of smell; sensory perception of smell. Gene Ontology annotation, molecular function: olfactory receptor activity; odorant binding. Gene Ontology annotation, cellular component: plasma membrane. The transcript has 9 exons.
AUUGAGAAGAUAAAUUUAUUUUAAUAUGAACACUGCAAUCUUGUUUAGCUCAAAAAUACUAACUUUGACCGCAAUUUUCUUAUAGGUUAAUUGAUAAUUACGAUAACACAAUAGGCUGGUACAAGUAUUUGUACUUUUUUUUCUUAAUCUGAAUUAGUAACGCGGAUUUUAUGAUAAGCCUUAAAAAUCACUCUGUAGGUAUACGUACCUUAAAGCCAUGGUACUUAUUUCUGUAAGGAUUCGCAGGAACAAUAAUUUAUUUUUUUUGAGCCAAUAAUGAGAAAACGCGAAGAUUAGAUUUCCAAGCUGAUUAUUACGUAAUUGACCUAGUUUGGUAGCUCCCGACCUGUUUCCUGAUUAAAUACUUUUAUAAAAUUCAAAGCGCGGUAAGGGGCCGCCUCAGGCCAAUUUAGGGUUAACUCAGGGGUGGGACAAUAUGGAAAUGUGUGAUCUGUGAUCUGGUAUUUUUAUUAUAAUUCGAUUUCAAUACCUCAAUAACGAUGGACGCGAAAGCACGCGCCCUUACUGAGAUUUAUAAAAGUUUAGAACUGUGCAACUAUUGCACCCGGAUGAUCGGGCUGUCUUUCAUUGACGCGGUGCCGAGUAACGCGUGGGCGCGCGCGCGGAGCGGCGCGCUAUACGCGGUUUCGGCGCUGGCUGUGAUGCUGCUGGUGGCGGGCGAGAUCACCUACGUCGCCGGCCUCGUCAUCAACACCUCGUCCGUCGCGGAGUUCGUGUCGAGCUUGCAUAUUGUUGGAUACGGUAUGAUGGGUACGUCCAAACUUCUUACUCUGUGGUUCAAACGACAUACGUUUCGAAGAUUGCUGAUUGACUUGGCAGAGAUAUGGCCGGUAACUUGUGAAAAUGAGGAGGAAGAUAAAAUUAAGGAAGAAAGCUUAAGAGCACUUCGAUUGGGACAAUCUUGGUAUACAUUUUUCAACGUGUUUGGCGUGGCAAUGUAUAACAUAACGCCUAUAGGAGUUUAUCUUUACCGGAGAAUCCAAAAUCAACCUUCGGAUCUGGGCUAUGUGUGGCACGCGACAUAUCCCUUUGAUAAAACCAAGAGCAUUUAUCAUGAAUUUGUUUACGCGUUUGAAGUGUUUUCAGGUACAUCAAGUGUGUGGGGCAUGUUGGGCUCCGACAUGAUGUUCACGACGAUGGCGAGCCACAUCAGCAUGCUGCUCCGCCAGCUGCAGGUGAAGGUCCGGCGACUGGCCGCCAAUGCAGACCCUGCGGGACAGUCCCUUGACAGUAUCGAUUGCUACGGCGACAUAGUGAAGCUUGUCAAAAUACAUCAAAGACUCAUUAGUUACAGAAACGACAUGGAGGACACAUUCUCAUUUCUCAAUCUAAUCAACGUUCUGUUCAGUUCCGGCAACAUAUGCUGCGUCGUAUUUGUCAUCGUUCUUCUCGAGCCUUGGAUGGACAUGAGUAACAAAUUAUUUUUGGGAGCGGUGAUGACUCAAGUUGGGAUUCUUUGUUCUUACGCCGAUGACGUAUAUCGAGCAAGCGUGGGGGUAGCGGACGCGGUGUACGAGAGCGGUUGGUGGGCCGCCGACGGGCGCGCGCGUAUGGCUCUUCUCGUCCUGAUGCAAAGAUCUCAAAAGCCGUUAUAUUUCACAGCGCUGAAAUUUGGCCCGAUUACAAUGACAACUUAUCGUUCUAUAAUAACGAACUCUUAUUCUUAUUUUACUCUUUUAUAUACGGUUUAUAGAAGUGACUAAAAUAAGAUAUUGUAGGCUACCACGAGACUUUAAUUUAUUAAUACCCACGAGCACUUGUUAGUGAAUGUAAAUCAUGUCUAACUUAAAUACAAUAAAUACUCGUAGGUGAAAAAGAGCUUUGUUUCUCUUAAAUUGAAUACCUGGGUGACAGUGUAUGAAAACUUGAGUAAUUAUUUAUUAUUUCUGAAUAAAAUUAUAGAGGUAAAGGAUGACUCACGCUAGACCGGGCUGGGGCCGGACCGGAGCUUCCUGCGCUUCGUUUUCAAUGGAAUGCCCCACGUGAUCACCGAUCAGCCAUCAUAGACAAUGAGGUGUCGGACGCCACAUAGACAAUGAGGAGUCAGCCUUUACUUUUUCUUGUGUAGCUCAGAGGUAACGGUAAAACACAUCACUAGGCAAAAUAUAAUCCGUGAAAAAUUGCUUUUUUUUCUUAAUUCUGCCUUGUGCCUUUCUCUAAAGUAUUUUUCAGCUCUAAUCAAUUUUACUGCUCUCUUCUUCUACCUAACUAAAUAAAUAAAUAUUAUAGGACAUUAUUACACAAAUUGACUAAGUCCCACAGUAAGCUCAAUAAGGCUUGUGUUGAGGGUACAUAGACAACGAUAUAUACAAUAUAUAAAUAUUUAUAAAUACUUAAAUACAUAGAAAACACCCAUGACUCAGGAACAAAUAUCCAUGCUCAUCACACAAAUAAAUGCCCUUACCAGGAUUUGAACCCGGGACCAUCAGCUUCGUAGGCAGGGUCACUACCCACUAGGCCAAACCGGUCGUAAAUGCUAAACGAUUUACCUGUAGCUUAACUACCUUACUGUUAUUAUACGAGUAGAAAAUAGUUAUCUACCAUACAAGUGCGAAAAAUAGGAUUAUACGUAACGAGUGGCGAUAAAUUAAAACACGACCUAAGGGAGUGUUUUAAAUCGACACGAGUUGCGAAUUACCUAUUCGCACAUGUAUCGUACAACGUUUUACAGUACAUAUGACGCUGAAUUUUCGACAUAGUUACAUAAUGUGUUAAUUAACGCACUAGUGCAGAAAAGUAGCACCAUAUGUACUGUAAAAUACAUUC